This is a messenger RNA of Diorhabda carinulata, 3641 nucleotides long. RefSeq names its product solute carrier family 12 member 9. The transcript is spliced from 12 exons. Gene Ontology annotation, molecular function: potassium:chloride symporter activity. Gene Ontology annotation, cellular component: membrane. Lineage: Eukaryota; Metazoa; Arthropoda; Insecta; Coleoptera; Chrysomelidae. Gene Ontology annotation, biological process: chloride ion homeostasis; cell volume homeostasis; chloride transmembrane transport. Bases 274 to 2961 code for a protein of 895 amino acids. The record is from RefSeq and is a predicted model, not a curated record.
UUUAACCUAUUCUUAAUAAAGUACGUUUUUGAAUCCGAUCCUAAAUUGAUUAUGUGGCAGUUUUGAUUCUAAUCGAACAAAGCUAAUAUUUGUUUUGUUGUUGAUCUGUGUUUUCUCCUACAACAACCAGUUAAUAAAUGUCAAAAAAGUAAAUAUGUAAAUAAUCACAUUGUAAGGUUUGUGAGUCACUUAUUAUUUACAAAUAAAGAUCAAAUUUCUACAUAUAGAGGAAGUGUAUUAAUUUACACAAUUAGUCAUUUGAAAACGAUUAAAAUGCUUGCUCCAGAAGUUGGAUCAACAAACAAUGAAAUCGGAUCGGGAAGCCACAGUAGUUUUAUAAGAAAAAUAUCAGGUAUAUUUAAUAGAGAUGAGGAAACUUCUCGUAUUAACAGCGGGGUUGGGUAUGUGGAAUUUGGUACAUUUUCCGAAGAAUCCACGACAAGAACCUUGGGAACAUUUGCUGGGGUAUUUUCCCCAGUUACGUUAUCCAUGUUUUCCGCGCUCAUUUUUCUCCGAAUGGGUUAUAUCGUCGGUAAUGCUGGAUUAUUAGUGACUUUAACGCAAUUUCUAAUAGCUUACGCCAUAUUAGUGUCUACGGUAAUGUCUGUAUGCGCUAUUUCUACAAAUGGGGCGGUAGAAGGAGGCGGUGCUUAUUUUAUGAUCAGUAGAACUCUGGGUCCUGAAUUUGGUGGCUCAAUUGGUACUUUAUUUUUUUUUGCCAACAUUGUUAGUAGUGCUCUCUAUAUUUCCGGGUGCGUCGAAGGUAUCAUUGAAAAUUUUGGUCCUUCCGGAUCUCUAGUAACCGACAUGAUACCCGGUGGUAGAUGGCACGGGUUUUUAUACGGUAGUAUACUAAACGUAAUGAAUUUAUUAAUUUGUCUCAUAGGGGCUUCUAUGUUCGCCAAAACGGCGGUAUUUAUAUUAAUAAUAGUUUGCAGUUGUUUGAGUAUAACGAUAUUCAGUUUUUUCUACGAGGGUUUCUUGGAGGUACCGAUACCGAAUUCGAAUAAAAUCCUUCACAAUAACACCGAUUUAGACAUAUACAGAAAUUAUACGGGGCUUUCGCAAAUUACUUUCAAAAAUAAUCUUCUACCAGGAUACGGCGUCGAUUACACGUCAACCGGCGAGUUAGUCACCUUCGCUACGGUAUUCGGAGUUUUAUUUUCAGGCGUAACCGGAAUUAUGGCCGGGGCUAAUAUGAGCGGCGAACUCAAAAAUCCCGCUAAAUCGAUACCGAAGGGGACGUUAUCGGCGGUCGGUUUCACUUUUAUCGUUUAUAUAUUGAUAUCGUUGUUAACUUCGGCGACAUGUACGAGGGAAUUAUUGCAAAACGAUUAUAUAUACAUGGCUGGCGUUAGCGCCUUUCCGCCUAGCGUCGCCAUAGGACUCAUAACCGCCACGUGGUCGGCGGCUUUGAGCAACGUAAUAGGAGCUUCUAGGGUAUUAGAAGCUCUAGCUAAAGAUAAAAUUUUCGGUCCAAUUUUAAAUUUCGUACCUAGGGGUACUUGGAAGGGUAAUCCUGUAGCGGCGGUCGUUGUUUCAGCUGUUCUAGUUCAAUUUAUUUUAUUGAUCGGUUCUUUGAAUAUUAUAGCCCAGUUAAAUUCGGUGUUAUUUUUGUUGAGUUAUUUAGCUACGAAUAUGGCGUGUUUGGGAUUGGAAUUGGCGGGCGCUCCUAAUUUUCGUCCAACUUUCAUGUUUUUCACUUGGUACACGGCGUUAUUCGCUUUCCUCGGUACGAUCGUGAUGAUGUUCGUAAUCAGUCCGAUAUACGCGGCUUGCAGUAUUUUGUUAUGUUUGAUUUUGGUGGUCGGGUUGCAUUUGUAUUCCCCCUCGAAGGAGGCUCAAUGGGGUAGUAUAUCGCAAGCUCUGAUGUUUCAUCAGGUUAGGAAGUAUCUUUUGCUUUUGGAUUCCCGUAAGGAUCACGUGAAAUUUUGGCGUCCUCAAGUACUUUUGUUGGUGAAUAGUCCGAGAUCUUGUUGUCCCUUAAUCGAUUUUAUUAACGAUUUAAAAAAGGGUGGGUUGUACGUUAUCGGUCACGUGGAAACCGAUGAGGAUAUUAACGAUCGAAAUCCCGAUCCGAUUUUGGGCCAACUCGCCCAUUGGUUGACGCUGAUCGAUCACUUGAAGGUGAAAGCUUUCGUCGAACUAACGGCGGCCAAGACGGUCAGAGAGGGGCUUCGACAUUUGAUGAGGCUAUCCGGAAUGGGCGCUAUGAAACCCAAUACGGUUAUUUUCGGAUUUUUGGACGACGAGGAACAACACGAUUUCCUUCAAAGUGUCGAUUCUUCGUAUCUGAAUCACGAUUUCGAAAAUGACGUUUUCCCUUUGAAGACGCAAAGCAAUUUACAGCCUCGCGAGUACGUUCUAAUGAUGAGAGACGUUUUGAGGAUGAAUAAAAAUUUGUGUUUGUGCAGGAAUUUCGUCAAAUUGAAGAAGGAUAACAGAAGUGUUAGGAGCAAAAGAUACAUCGACGUAUGGCCCGUAAACUUCUUAAAUCCCGGAGAACAAGAUUGCUUCGACACCAUUUCUCUUUUCAUGAUGCAGCUAGCUUGCAUAGUAAAUAUGGUACCGUUGUGGAAAAAAUUGAAGCUGAGGUUAUGUAUUUGUGACGAAACCAGAACGAGUUAUUUCGCUUUUAAUUCGUCGACUCAAAGCCAUUCCGAAAAACUGGAAACUCUAUUGAAAAAUCUGAGGAUCGAAGCGGAAUUAUUUCAUGUUGAAGCAUGGAGAAACGUCAUAGAAGCGAACGGUAUUGAAAAAGAACUUUAUGCGAAGAGUGUUAACGAUUUGAUUCUUCAACAGACUUCGGAAACCGCUGUGACUUUUAUUUAUUUACCCUCUCCCCCUUUGGACGAUGAUAAAUUAAUUUCUUUUUAUAAUAAUUUGGAAAUAUUUUCUAGAAAUCUACCCCCGACUAUAUUCGUACAUGGUGUCAAUACUGUUACUUCUACAACUUUAUAGUAACAAAGUUAUUUUAACUUAAUAAUCUAAUUGUCCAGAUACUGAGCAAAAUAUUUGACAUAUCGUUGAAAAUUUCAAUCUCAAAAAAUAUUUUUUCCAAAAAAUAGAUUAUAUACUCAAAAAUUUUCUUAUUUUUCCGAAAUUAUCUCGAUAUAAAGUGAUAUUAUGGAUAGAUGUGUAAUUAAAACCAUUCGUAUUACAGGGUAACUUCCGAAAUUAAUUUUAAGAGUAUGAAAAGGCUGUUUUUAAACAAUUUUGCAUCGUAGGUUUUAAUUUUUUUUAUAGAAAUUAGUAUGUAUUGAUGAAAAACUAUUUUUUAUUUCUAUAUUAAUUUUAUCCCGUCAAAUGUUAUAUUUAAUUAGAUUAUGUCACUAUAAGUCGAUCGUAAUAAAAUGAUUAAAUUAUUUUUAAUAUCAGAAAAUAAUUGAAAUAUUGAUUUAGAGUCUCAAACUUUUGUGCCUUAUUGUGUAAAAUACGUUGAAAAUAAUAAAAAAAACGACAGUUAUUUGUAUUCUGAAGAUUAAAUAUCUAAAAUUAAAUCUGCCGACAUUAAUGUAACUAAAAAGGUAUAUUAUUAAGUAAUUAACUAUUAUACAUACGACAUUUUGUAACUUAUUAGUUAUAUUAUACUUUACCUUGUAUAUUAAAAAGUAUUAUUUGAAAAUAUAUUUUUUCACUAA